GUCACAGAGCUCAAUAAUGUGAAGAAUAUAUUACGAAUGCCAAAAAGCACAAAGAAACAUGCUAUUGGGAUUUAUUUUAAUGAUGAUACCUCCAAAACUUUUGCUUGUGAGUCAGAACUUGAGGCAGAUGAGUGGUGCAAGGUGCUGCAGAUGGAGUGUCUUGGAACGCGAAUUAAUGACAUUAGCCUUGGAGAGCCUGACUUGUUGGCAUCCGGAGUAGAGAGGGAGCAGAGUGAGAGAUUCAAUGUGUAUUUGAUGCCAUCCCCUAAUUUAGAUGUGCAUGGGGAAUGUACCUUGCAGAUAACAUUUGAGAAUAUCUGUCUUUGGGACAUCCAGAAUCCCAGAGUAAAACUCAUCUCUUGGCCAUUAAGUGCCCUCCGACGCUACGGGCGGGACCCAUCUUGGUUCACGUUUGAAGCGGGGAGAAUGUGUGACACAGGAGAAGGACUAUUCAUCUUUCAGACCAGAGAUGGGGAAGCAAUCUAUCAGAAGGUUCACUCGGCUGCUUUGGCCAUAGCAGAACAACAUGAGCGCCUGUUGCAGAGUGUGAAAAAUUCGAUGGUACGGCUGCUCCUUAUGCUUGUUGCUUCGCACUGGGCACCAAUGAACAAUAUGUUUCUUCAAU
Messenger RNA from Phaethon lepturus (White-tailed tropicbird), 625 nucleotides. RefSeq names its product docking protein 5 (gene DOK5). Lineage: Eukaryota; Metazoa; Chordata; Aves; Phaethontiformes; Phaethontidae. Gene Ontology annotation, biological process: positive regulation of MAPK cascade; cell surface receptor protein tyrosine kinase signaling pathway. The record is from RefSeq and is a predicted model, not a curated record. The transcript has 4 exons. Gene Ontology annotation, cellular component: cytoplasm. The annotation marks the transcript as partial.